Molecule: messenger RNA, 834 nt
Organism: Striga hermonthica
Lineage: Eukaryota; Viridiplantae; Streptophyta; Magnoliopsida; Lamiales; Orobanchaceae
Source: the annotation of a GenBank genome assembly
AUGACCAUGCAAAACAUCUUGUUCAAAGAACACGAAGGACUCGUGCCAAACUCCGGCAACCGGCCACCACCGGAGAUGGCACGGUGGGUGGCAGAGCAGCUGCCGGUGGCGGCUUAUGGCGGCCAUCUCGUGCAGUCGAAGCUCAAGUCUUUGGAACUUUCAGCUUCAGGGGAUGCCACAAAAGGUUGUUGCAAGGGCUCGGAAAAUAACAUCAAGAUAAAAAUGCAGACUGCAUCAAUUGAGCAUCAGAGGCUUCUGAAUCUUCAAUUCGGCUAUUCACCCGUUUUCGCGCAAAAUCCCGAGCUAAACUUGACUCAUGUAGCUCAAAUUCAGUUACAGGGGCGUAUCAUGUUGCCAUUGAGUAUGGCUAGCACCGAAGGAGGGUCGAUUUUCGUGAAUCCGAAGCAGUAUAAUCGAAUCUUGCUUCGUAGGAUGUCACGCGCUCGUGCGUUGAUGAAGAAUCCGGUUCUCGGGCCCCACAAGGCGCGACGUAAGCCGUACAUGCACUUCUCCCGCCACCUCCACGCCAUGCGCCGCCCGAGGGGCACCGGAGGCCGUUUUCUCAACACCAAGAACUCGAGCGUCGCCAGCCAAAAUGCUGCCACCCGUGGAAAAUGGACCGGGCCGGAAGGUUGCCGUGGGAUAUCACUAAAAGGGGUACUUAAUCUAACAAAUGUUACCGGGCCGGGCCCAAAUGAUAGCGGCCCAAAUCACCUUUCAGGCUUCGAGCACUUCCAAUUCGACCAUAUCCACCGUGCGUUCGUCCAGCAGCCGUCUCGGGAAAUGGCUAAUCUCGGGUUUGGUAUCUCUGUGGAGAGUUGCUUCAAGAUCUGA